AUGAUGGUGGAAUCGGCCUCUGAGACCAUUCGAACGACACCGUCCGGCCAGAACGGCGUCAGCAGCCUCAGCAGCCAAUCGGAUGGAGGAGGAGGAGGGAGAGAGGGCGGAUCCAACGGAGACACAAAUGGAGAGAUCAGCCCCGUCGAUCUUCUGCACCUGCAACAGCAACAGGCUCUUCAGGCAGCCAGACAGUUCCUCCUCCAGCAGGCCUCUGGACUCAACUCCCCCGGCAGCAACGAGGUCAAACAGAGCCCCGUGCAGGUCCCUGUAUCCAUGGCUAUGAUGAGCCCUCAGAUGAUCACGCCGCAGCAGAUGCAACAGAUCCUGUCACCCCCUCAGCUUCAAGCCCUGCUGCAGCAACAGCAGGCUCUCAUGCUUCAGCAGCUCCAGGAGUACUACAAGAAACAGCAGGAGCAGUUGCAUCUGCAGCUUCUGACUCAGCAACAACAGCAGCAACAACAACAACAGCAACAGCAGCAGCAACAGCAACAGGCCGGAAAGCAAGCAGCAAAAGAGCAGCUCGGCAGCAAGCAGCUGGCCUUCCAACAGCAACUGAUCCAGAUGCAGCAACUUCAACAGCAGCACAUCCUCAACCUCCAGAGACAAGGCCUAGUUCCACUGCAGCCCACUGCUGCCAUGCAGUCCCUGCAGCAAGCGAUGUGUCCGUCAGACCUCCAGCAACUGUGGAAGGAGGUUUCGGGGGUGCCCGGCACCGACGAGGCCUUGAAACAAGCCGAAGGCCUGGACUUGAGUACCAACAGCUCUAAUUCUACCUCAGCCUUCCCCAAAGCGGCCAGCGCCCACAUGCCACUGCACAGCCUGCCCAAUGGACAGAACCACACCCCAAAGAGAGACAGCGAUCUCUUUCCUCGCAGUCACGAAGAACAUGCCGGCUCCCAUCCUCUCUACGGCCACGGAGAGUGCAAGUGGCCCGGCUGUGAAGCGCUGUGUGAGGACAUGGGACAGUUCAUCAAGCACUUGAACAACGAGCACGCCCUCGACGACCGCAGCACUGCUCAGUGCCGAGUCCAGAUGCAGGUGGUUCAGCAACUGGAGAUACAGCUGGCGAAAGAGAGCGAGCGACUUCAAGCCAUGAUGACCCACCUGCACAUGCGACCCUCAGAGCCAAAGCCUUUUAAUCAACCUUUGAACCUGGCUUCCAGUGGCUCUCUUUUAAAGCGGGACAGCGACGUCUACCCAGAGGGUCUUCCUCACCCCCCCACCUCAGCCGCGACCCCCAUCACUCCACUGCGCCAGGGACCGUCGGUUAUCAGUUCCUCCAGCCUUCACACACACUCCCACGCGCACGGCGUCGGGCCCAUACGUCGGCGCAACUCCGACAAAUACUGCACCCCCAUUGCCUCAGAGCUGGCUCAGAACUGUGAGUUCUACAAGAACGCCGAUGUCAGGCCUCCCUUUACCUACGCCUCUCUUAUACGUCAUGCCAUUCUGGAGUCCCCUGACAGACAGUUGACUCUGAACGAGAUCUACAACUGGUUUACACGAAAGUUUGCCUACUUUAGGAGAAACACGGCCACGUGGAAGAAUGCUGUGCGCCACAACCUGAGUCUGCACAAGUGUUUUGUCCGUGUUGAGAACGUGAAAGGCGCAGUAUGGACUGUGGAUGAAGUUGAAUACCAAAAGAGGAGACCACCAAAGAUGACCGGGAGUCCCACUCUGGUGAAAAACAUGAUUUCAGGCCUGGGCUUUGGAUCCCUAAACGCCAGCUACCAGGCGGCCCUGGCGGAGAGCAGUCUGUCCCUGCUUAACAGCCCACCCUUGGUGACCCCUCCAUCUGCAGCCAGCCUCAACAUGCUGCACGUGGGCCACGAUGAUGUCAGCUCCACGGUGGAGCAGGUCAACAGCAACGGCAGCUGCAGUCCCACUCUCAGCCCUCAGCAGUACAGCCACGCGGUUCACGUGAAGGAGGAGCCCACAGAGAUCGAGGAGGAUUGCCGGCCCGUCUCUCUGCUGGCCGGGAUCGCGCACAACCUGCCGUUGCCGAGCGACGACCGCGACCUGGAGGACGACCUCCCUGCCGACGAUCUGGAGUGA
This is a messenger RNA of Nerophis lumbriciformis (worm pipefish), 2058 nucleotides long. NCBI's taxonomy places the organism in Eukaryota, Metazoa, Chordata, Actinopteri, Syngnathiformes, Syngnathidae. The record is from RefSeq and is a predicted model, not a curated record.